AUGCGUGGAAAAGUUAAUUUCAAAAACACAAAAAGUAUUAAAUAAUUGAAAUAAUUAAUUUAUAAAUAGAAGUUAAAGUAAAAAUAAAACCUUGUUAAGAAUAAUAUAAGAAAUUGUAAAUAAUAUAAAAUGGAUAACCAACCUAUUAGAUUAAAAAGUAAGGAAGGCGUCAUUGUAGAAUUCGACCCCAAAUUCGCUUAGUUAAGUACUUACGUCAAGAAUAUUCCAAAUCAAGAUGAAGUUAUUCCCACUGAAAAUUUAACUACUGAGUCUUUACAAUUCAUUUAAAAGUUUAUGCAAGUUCAUGACUACGACGAAAGCAGCAUGAAAUACACUUUCCCUUUCUAAUCUGAUGUUUUGAAGGAUCACAUUGACGAAAAAUCUUACGAACUCUUCAAGGAAUAUAACACUAGUGAUAUUAAGGAAAAUGCUAGAAGAUUAGCUCCUCUUUUGGAUGCUGGUUUCUUCUUGGAUAUAAAAUUAUUCAGAAAGAUCUGCAAUGUAACUUUACAAGUUCCUCUUUACUGUGGUACCACUGAAGAAUAAAUUAAGGCCUUCAAGGAAAAGUGGGCUAUCACUGAAGAAGAUCUCUCUCCUGAAAACCAAAGAAAGAUUAUGGACGAAAACAAACCUGUCUUCGAUGCUAUUAAAAAGAGAUAUCAAGCCUAACUUGAUGAAUUACAAAAGAAAGCUGAAGAAGCUAAGGAAAAUUGA
This is a messenger RNA of Tetrahymena thermophila SB210, 714 nucleotides long. RefSeq lists its product as hypothetical. The transcript has a single exon. The record is from RefSeq and is a predicted model, not a curated record. NCBI's taxonomy places the organism in Eukaryota, Ciliophora, Oligohymenophorea, Hymenostomatida, Tetrahymenidae.